Acanthosepion pharaonis is the source of this 1704-nucleotide messenger RNA. NCBI's taxonomy places the organism in Eukaryota, Metazoa, Mollusca, Cephalopoda, Sepiida, Sepiidae. The record is from the annotation of a GenBank genome assembly.
AUGACCCUUUCCUUCUCUCUCUCUCUCUCAGUCAAUGCGCAUUCAUUCUUUUUGUUUUUCUUGUUCGGCUUUGACUUGACUGAUCUCUUUCUUAUUCUUUCUUUCUUUUUUCUUUCUUUCUUUCUUUCUUUCUUUCUUUCUUUCUAUUCCUUCGAUUUUUUUAAACUUAUUUCUUUUACACAUAAUUUUCUUCCUUUCCUUUUUCUUCUCUAUCGUCUUCUAACCUUUCUUCCUUUCUUUCUUUCUGUUUUCAUUCAUUCAUUCAUUCAUUCUUUCUUUCUUUCUGUCCUUCUUUCUUUUAUUUCUUCUUUCUUUUCUUUCUUCCUUACUUCGUUCGUUCGUUUCCUUCCUUCCUUCCUUCCUUCCUUUCCUUUCCUUUCCUUUCCUCCUUCCUUCCUUCCCUUCCAUUCCCUUUCCUUUCCUUUUCUCCUUCCUUCCUUCCUUCCUUCCUUCCUUCCUUCCUUCCUUCCUUCCUUUCCUUUCCUUUCCUUUCCUUUCCUCCUUCCUUCCUUCCCUUCCAUUCCCUUUCCUUUCCUUUUUCUCCUUCAUUCCUUCCUUCCUUCCUUCCUUCCUUCCUUCCUUCCUUCCUUCCUUCCUUUCCUUUCCUUUCCUUUCCUUUCCUCCUUCCUUCCUUCCCUUCCAUUCCCUUUCCUUUCCUUUUCUCCUUCCUUUCUUCCUUCCUUCCUUUCCUUUUUCUCCUUCCUUCCUUCCUUCCUUCCUUCCUUCCUUCCUUCCUUUCCUUUCCUUUCUUUUUUCCUUUCCUCCUUCCUUCCUUCCCUUCCAUUCCUUUCCUUUCCUUUCCUUUUCUCCUUCCUUCCUUCCUUCCUUCCUUCCUUCCUUCCUUCCUUCCUUCCUUCCUUCCUUUCCUUUCCUUUCCUUUCCUCCUUCCUUCCCUUCCUUCCAUUCCCUUUCCUUUCCUUUUCUCCUUCCUUUCUUCCUUCCUUCCUUUCUAACUUCCUUCCUUUUCCUUUCCUUCCUUCUUCCCCUUUCCCUUCCUUUCCUUUCCUUUCCUCUUUCCUUCCUUCCCCUCCAUUCCUUCCUUCCUUCCUUCCUUCCUUCCUUCCUUCCUUCCUUCCUUCCUUCCUUCCUGCCUGCCUGCUGUGUAUUUCUUUCUGUUUUCUUUCUUUUCUUAUGUUUCUUUCUUCUUUUUCGUUUCAUUUCUUUCUUUCUUUCUUUCUUUCUUUCUUUCUUUCUUUCUUUCAGUUUCGUUACAUCUUGUUCUUUCUUCCCAUCUUUCUUUCCUCUCUCUUAUUUUUAACUGUGUUGGUUGAUAGUUUGCCUUUUUCAUUUAUUUACUCUUUUCUUUCGUUCUUUCUUUCUUUCUUUCUUUCUUUCUUUCUUUCUUUCUUUCUUUCUUUCAGCUUUUCAUCUGACACCCGUGCCUCAUUCUUUGUUGACUAUUCUACUUUGUAUCUAUCUAUCUAUCUAUCUAUCUAUCUAUCUAUCUAUCUAUCUAUCUCAAUUAGAUCUUUAUCUAUCUAUCUAUCUAUCUAUCUAUCUAUCUAUCUCAAUUUGAUCAUUAUCUAUCCUUAUUUGAUCAUUUUAUGUCUAUCUAUCUCUCUUCCUCUAACUCUCUCUCCACACACACACACACAUAUCUAUCUAUCUAUCUAUCUAUCUAUCUAUCUAUCUAUCUAUCUAUCUAUCUAUAUAUAUAUAUAUAUAUAUAUAUACCUCGAUUUGAUCAUUAUCUAUCUACCUUGA